Molecule: messenger RNA, 3563 nt
Organism: Manduca sexta (tobacco hornworm)
Lineage: Eukaryota; Metazoa; Arthropoda; Insecta; Lepidoptera; Sphingidae
Product: phosphatidylserine lipase ABHD16A
Exons: 9
Coding region: 256-1743 (495 amino acids)
Biological process (GO): phosphatidylserine catabolic process; monoacylglycerol catabolic process
Cellular component (GO): endomembrane system
Molecular function (GO): monoacylglycerol lipase activity; glycerophospholipase activity
Source: RefSeq, a predicted model, not a curated record
AAAAAAUAAUGAAUGGAAAGGUCAAAGGAAAUGAAAUUGCUCCAUUUUCCGGUCUGAAAAUUCUAAUCAAUAUUCGACAGGACUGCAGCCCAAAUUUUAUUCUAGUCAGUUUGUAAAUGAGAUAACUCAAAACGUGCGAUAUGCAGUGUAUUUCCAUAGUAUGUUUUAGUUUUGUCGCGUAGACUAAAUUUGUGUUGUGGUUCCUGCUCGGUUUCAACAAGUUUCAACAUCAGGCCCGGCCGGGUCCAAAGCACCAUGUUGAAGCUAACUCGGCAAUGUCUGUUUUCUCCGCGGCUUUAUCGAAUCUACGGAGAGGGACUGAGAAAUGUCUUAUAUGAACCAAACAAAAAGGAGAGCUUUGGAGAUAAAGUCAUCAUAUCGGUCACCACGAUAAUGAACAUCACAUACUAUGCGUCCCCAUUUCUAUGCAUGUAUAUACUCAAGAGGGGUUUCUUCAGCUAUUUUGAAUUGAAGAUCAUGGGUAAUUUACUUGGCGGCAUUGGUUGCUUCGUGGCGUUCUGCUUCGCUCUGCGGGCGUAUGGCCGGGCCAGCAAUCCGAAGUACGUGAGGUUCCUCAGGGAUAUCAAGAGUCCUUCCGCUAACCAACAAGCCUACUUGGAGCGCAUCAGAAGAUAUGACUUCGACUUCAAUGCAUGGCCGGUGAAUUACAAAGUGGCACAAUGCGAGAAACCUUCAUGGGCUUUGAGUCAUCCGUUCAAGAGCUGCGCUAACGCCGAUCUGCCAGUAUACCAGAGGGUUCCCCUCCAGGUGUUGGCUUUCUUCGCGAUACACACGUUUGGUCUUCGCCUCAUCUAUCCCGGAACGCUUGCGCUCAUACAGAGGCUCAUAGGUGCAAAUGCACUGAUUUCGGGACGGACACAAAUGGUUGAACUUUUUAAUGGACGGCGAGCUAAAGUAGCGACUGCCGAUGGCAACAUGAUUGACACGAUGUUCGUUGACAACACCGCCCAGUCGGCUAAGGGGAAGAUACUGGUGGUGAGCUGUGAGGGGAACUCUGGCUAUUACGAGGUCGGUCUGAUGUCAACGCCUGUCAAGUGCGGAUACUCGGCUCUCGGAUGGAAUCAUCCAGGAUUUGGAUGGAGCACCGGUGUUCCAUUCCCAAAAGCAGAGCGAAACGCUAUCGACGCGGUGAUGCAGUAUGCUAUCAACGAACUACGGUUCCAGCCAGAAGACAUCGUCCUACUCGGCUGGAGCAUUGGAGGAUACACAGCGACUUGGGCAGCAGUAAAUUACCCGAUCAGGGCUUUGAUCUUAGAUGCAACAUUCGACGAUCUGCUGUACCUCGCUCAGAACCAGAUGCCCUCGUCAUGGUCGCUCCUCGUGAAGGAAGUCAUCCGCACAUACGUUGACUUGAACAUUGUGACUCUAUUGAAGCAGUACGAUGGGCCAGUCCAGCUCAUCAGGAGGACUGAUGAUGAAGUCAUUUGCUUGAGGCGGGGCUUAGUCGGCACGAACCGCGGCAACUACCUGCUGAGUGACAUGAUCAUGCAGCGUCAUCCGGAGCUGUUCAAGGCGGGCGCCAGCAGGCGGCUCGCGCUACAGAAGUACGUGUCCAUGCUGGAGACGCACCGCGUGGAUGUGGUCACCAAGAAGGAGGAGGACCAGCAGUUACUGCAACUGAUUGCAAAGUACUCGCGGGAUUUCCGAGGCAUGCACUGCACGCCGUUGUCCGAUGAGCUAUUCGACGAGGUUAUGGAACGUGUAGCGACUCGCUGUGAAUAAGAGAUGUGUAACUGUAUAGAAUCAUCUAUACAUGUUAUUAUUGACAUGGGGGACUAUAUAUAAAGUGAAGUGUUAUGAACUGAAAUACUGCUCAUGUGAUGGUGUGGACUACAAGUUGGGCUCAGUACAACAAAUUGCAGCACUUUUGCUGUUCAUUAUUUGUACCAUGUGCUUAAUAGAAUAUUUAUUUCAAUUCAAUAUAGCGACAUUCGUUACGGUCUAUUUAAAUAGCUUGGUGUCAGUAAUAUGUUUCAUAGAAUAUACAGUACAGUAUUACUUUGCGUACUGCAUUUCUGCGAGUGCAGCUUGACGACCGCUUGAGCAACGGUGAGGAUUGGUUGUUUGAAAUCCAGUGAGAUUGGUAGUAGGGCGUUUAAUUGAAAUCAGUUUAGACCAUUUUUGUCCAUUUUAAAUUCAAUGAUAAUCAAAAAUCAUCAGUCAUCCAUUAAUAGAUGUUGAUACAAUUUUAUUAUACACUCAUCUCGAUAAAUCGAUGUUUCGUGCAAUAAUAUAUAUCAAUAUUUUCAAUAAAUCGAUGUUAGUGUGCAAUGAUAUUAACUCAAUAAAUUGAUGUUACGUGCAAUGAUAUUAUAAAUCUAUCUUCUCAAUAUAAAUCGAUGUUUCAUGCUAUGAUAUUAUAAUAACAAUCUUCUUAAUAAAUCAAUGUUUCAAUAAAAAAGAUAUUAUAGAUCAAUCUUCUUGAUAAAUAUAUAUUAUUACGUGCAAGGCCGGGACGUAGCUAUCGUAGUAUCAGCCGUAUUAGUGAUACGGGGCCUCCGAGCUUUAGAGCCCCUCUUGGCUAAUAUUUACCUUAAACUAAGCGGGCGCCUAAAAGUCCGCACUACCCUGAAGAGCCCCCAACAAAUAGAUAUAGGGUCCCUGUACGGCAAGCUACACUACUGGUGCAAAGAUACUUUAGAUCGGUCAUCUCAAUAAAUCGAUGUUUCAUGAAAUGAUGUAUUAUUAUAAUGUCUAUAAAUUAUAAACUUCAAUGUCAUGGAAUUGCGUAGUUCAGUAUGUGUCUAUUAAUAUUUCAUUAUAUAACAUACAAUGAUAUUUGAUUAAUAUAGAUAAAUAAUGUCGAUAAAUGUUACAUUCGAUGGUGUAUGUAGUUCAGUUCAUUAUAUUGAUGUCCAUGUGUUGUAGUUCAGAUAUUAUAUCAAUAUUCAAUGUUCAUGUCACACAAUAAGUGUUAAUAAUAUAUUCUUUAAAAAUGACGUAAUGUUGUAGAAAAUGCUUAAUUACUUCUCAUACUGUAUUUCAGCAGCGUCAAUCUAGCUGUUGUGGUAUUUAUAAUCAAUAUGAAUUUUUUGCCUGCAUAUCUCAGUGUAUUUGAAUGAUAUUUAUUAUAACUAUUGUAUUGCUUAUAGAACAUAAACAUGACUCAUGUGGUAAAGAAGUUAUUUGGUGUAUUGACUGUUGUUCAUCUAUUGUAUUCAAUGUGAACAUUUUAAACUACUUACCUGUAGUACAUUUGUAAUGUAUAUUAAUAAUGUUAGACAUUCCUGUAUUUUUCCUGAACUGGUAUCUCCUGUGUUUGUACAAUAAUAUGUUUGUACUUAUAACAAAAUGCAAUGCAGUUUAUUUUAAAACAAUAUUUCUGAGUAAAUAUUGAAUGAAAUGAGUUUUGAAAGACAAUUUUCUGUUUCUGUUUAUAAUGUAUUUAUUUUGUUUUGCAUAAUGACAUGUGAUUUAAUUUUUACAAUGACUUAAUUAUUUACCAUCUAUAUUAAUUAUAGCAGGACAGCAUUUUAAAUAUUUUAUUGACUUAAUAAUGGGUGUAAUGUGUAAUAAUUUAAGAGAAUAAAUAUUUAGAUAUA